AUGAAGUUUACAUCAAAUCUCCGCAACAAUAUCGCCGAGUCCUUCCGGACCGACCCGAGUAUCAACAGGGUCAAGGGCUGGGUUGAGCCUGUCCGUCGCCGCUUGCCCUCAGCCACUGCGGAAUAUAUCGCUGAAAAGCUUCCCGCAGCUCAAUGGCUGCCGCAUUACAACUACAAAUGGCUCCUGCAAGAUGUAAUUGGCGGCAUUACGAUUGGUGUAAUGCUCAUUCCGCAGGGCCUCGCAUAUGCCAAGAUUGCCAAUAUUCCCGUCGAGCAUGGACUCUACUCUAGUUGGUUGCCCUCGGCUCUCUACUUUUUCCUCGGUACAUCCAAAGAGUUGUCCUCUGGUCCCACGUCGAUUCUGGGUCUCUUUACGGCCGAAGCUGUCGCGGACCUGUCCAAGCAUGGCUAUGCUCCCGCCGACAUAGCAUCUGCACUGGCCUUUUUGGUUGGUGUCUUUGCAUUGGCCAUGGGAUUGCUCAAACUCGGAUUCCUGCUCGACUUUGUGUCUGGUCCAGUCUUGACUGGCUGGAUCUCUGCCGUGGCAUUCGUAAUUGGUCUUGGUCAAGUGGGCUCCCUCGUUGGCAUUGAGACAGGAUCCGGCACCGUUACCAUCUUCAGUGAUAUCUUGCGCCACUUGAACAAAAUCAAGCCUCUUACCUUGUGUAUUGGAUUGACAGGAAUUGCAAUGCUCUAUGCGCUGGAAUGGGUAGGCAAGCUCUGGGGUAAAAAGAGCAAGUGGCUCAAGUUUAUGAGCACCAGCCGUGCCGUCGUCGUUCUCGUCAUCUACACUCUCAUCUCGUUUCUUGUCAACAAGGACCUCAGCCCUAAGCAAUACAAAUGGAAAGUCACUCAAGUCAAUACACACGGACUGCUCACACCACACACCCAUGAUAGCUCGCUCAUCCAAAAGAUUGCCGCCAAGUCCAUUGCUCCACUCAUCGCCAUGGCUGUUGAACACCUCGGCGUUGGAAAGGCAUUUGGUCUACGCAACAACUAUAGCAUUGACAAGAGUCAGGAGUUGGUGUUUCUCGGGGCCUCCAACAUUGCCAACAGCUUCUUCGGUGCCCAGCCGUGUGGCGGUGCCAUGUCACGAACUGCGGUCAAUUCGGAAUGCGGCGUCAAGAGCCCGGUCAACUUUUUGUUCACGGCCGGUUUCAUUAUCCUGACACUAUAUGAGCUUGCUCCUGCAUUGUACUGGAUCCCCAAAGCGACUCUGUCCGCCAUUAUUAUUAUGGCCGUAGCUCAUCUUGUUUCUUCUCCUCGGCUCUUCUAUCGCUAUUGGAGAAUGUCCUUCAUUGACUUUAUCGCUUCGAUGCUCGGAUUCUGGGUCACCUUGUUCACCACGACGGAAAUUGGUCUUGCCGUUGCCGUUGGAUUCAACAUUGUCUACACAUUGAUCCGCCUCGCGUUCCCAAAGUGGACUGGUCUAUCUCACAAGGAUACCGAGACUAUUCACUGGUCUCCACCAAAGCACCACCAACUGAGUGACGGCAUUGAUGUUCCUGCUGAAGCAUAUCUGGUUCGAUUUACCGAAGAUUUGUUGUUCCCCAACGCAGAACGUGUCAAGAACUCCAUCGUCGAGUCGGUCAAGAUCCAGUUUGAGCCCGCCGCCUCUGCUGCCCACGACAUCCUCUCCCAAAACAGGGCCUGGAAUGUGGCCAGUUCUAAACGCAUCGAGAAAAUUCGGCGCAGGAAGAAUAUCAUUCCACUCAAAUGCGACGUUGUGCCUUUGCACCAUGUGGUGCUCGACUUUACAAUGGUCGGGUUCAUCGACGUUACGGGGCUGCUCUCAUUGAUUGAGCUAAAGAUGGAGCUUCGACGCUACAUUGGUGCAAAUCUACAAUUCAGGUUCAUUAACAUGGUCGACGAGGUUCACGAGCGGUUCACAAGGUCCGAAUGGCAAUUUGCCCGACAGGGAGAGCAGAGGACUGGGGAAGCAGAUACCAUCUACAAUUCACUCGAGGCGGCAUUAUUCCACCGCGAGGGCGACGAAAAGUCUGAUGGCGUAUCAGAAAAGGCAUUGGACGUGUGA
Messenger RNA from Beauveria bassiana ARSEF 2860, 2034 nucleotides. RefSeq names its product sulfate permease. The record is from RefSeq and is a predicted model, not a curated record. The transcript has 3 exons. Gene Ontology annotation, cellular component: membrane. Gene Ontology annotation, biological process: transmembrane transport. NCBI's taxonomy places the organism in Eukaryota, Fungi, Ascomycota, Sordariomycetes, Hypocreales, Cordycipitaceae. Gene Ontology annotation, molecular function: sulfate transmembrane transporter activity. Bases 1 to 2034 code for a protein of 677 amino acids.